AUGGUCCUAACGCCAGACGCGACAGGGGGAGCGUGGCGGAAUGUGAGAUUACCUAAGGGUGAUCCACAGCUGCUUGUCAGUUGCAGCUCGACGACCAGGGAGGGAGGAGAGACACGUGACGGUGUCACUUCCCAGAGAGUGGAAAAGAGAUUCGAGGAUUCUUUUCUGGACAGAGUCCAACUUAAACUUGUUUUCUUACUUUUCAAAGGACUGUCGUCAGACAGCAGCGCUGCGAACCCAAAACCACCAUGCACGAGAGUGCACUCGGGACGACUUGUCAAUUGGGACAAGAUCAUUAAUUGUGAGGAAAGAACCGAACGGACACAACACGCACGAACGGGGAACUGGCUGGUGGAACCGUUUUUUUGCACCGGGUGGCGGAAACCGGAGAGGUUUUGGAGAAAAGACUGGAUUGAUGACGAUCAUCAGAACCCGAGAGGGUCUUGGUACUUGUGUCUGGGUACCAUGAAGCGGCUGAGGGACCGCUCUUAUUCUUCCUCGACACUGAGAGUGUCCGAGUCCGCGUACUGCGAGUGUUGUCAUCAUGCAGCCUGCGCUGCACUCAAACAGCGACAGUGGUGUCGCCACUGGUUCUUUCUCCGCUGGGAAACAGACUGGGUCGUCAUGCCCUCAACAAUGCUUGAGGAGUUGCGAUCAAAAUUGGCCGGUGCCAAGUUUCGCUUUUGUGCGAUACGUACUGUGAUCGAGAGAUCAACCGUCUUUGAGAUCCUCGUAAAGGUGGAUUCAGACGAGGGGUUUGGCCCCGUCCGUGCACUGCUUGCCUCUCCCCCAGGCUCUGUCGUUGGUGAACGCAGCCAGGUGUGGCCUUUGCUCUGUUGCUGGUAUUCUUUGAAGUGGGACGCGAUAGUCUGGAUUGAGUCCAUGUCGGGACUGUUACUUGGUGAUGGGAGACUUUGUUCGGAGCUUGAACGUAGCGUGAGAGAGGCUGCUGGCGAGGGCGAAUUGGAACAGGGUGAAAUAUGA
This is a messenger RNA of Purpureocillium lilacinum, 984 nucleotides long. The record is from RefSeq and is a predicted model, not a curated record. NCBI's taxonomy places the organism in Eukaryota, Fungi, Ascomycota, Sordariomycetes, Hypocreales, Ophiocordycipitaceae.